AUGCCUACCCCCUCGUCCAAGAGACCGAAUCAUUUGGUCGUCAAGGGAAAGAAGAAAAAGUCCAUCGCUUGCCGAAGAUGUCAUAUGCACAAGAUCAAAUGUUCCGGCGAACAACCGUGCACCAAGUGCCGGAAUGCUGGAUGCGCUGCCGAAUGCACCUAUGUUAAUCGGGAUCGUCAGAUUAAGGUCCACGAGAGUUAUCUUGAACAAUUAGCCGCCGAGAAUGAGCGUCUGCGUGAGCAACUUUCACAGUCACCGGCAAAUCUAAAUGGCCAUGUUUCGGAUGGUGACGCAGCCGUACAGAACCCUAUGAUCGGUGAACGAGGGUGGUUUCAGCCUUAUGACCCGUCUGCUCCACCAGUUCAUAUCGGAGAAGCAGCUUGCACUGCCUUUGCAACUCGCUUGCGUCAAGUCCUCACCAAGAGCAAGGCGUCUCAUAUGCACAGAACACAAUAUACCCCCGAAGCAACGCUGUACAGAAUUCGAGAUCCAACAUUGGAAUGGCCGAGUCUACCAAAUGCACGCUUGUUAAUUCAAAUAGUCGUCAAUCAGGUCAGUCGUGUGUAUCACCUAUUUCUGAGGAAGUCGACAAUUCAGGAGUUGGAAGAUGUCUAUCGGAAAGGAAGUUUCGAUGAUCCGAUACUGAAGACAAAAUUUUUUGCGCUAUUCGCCUUGGGUGAAGUCUAUUCCGCACGUUCAAGUUCCAAGCUAGACUGCAGAAUUCCAGGUGUGUCAUAUUAUGUCAAUGCGAUGACUCUGAUUCCCAUACUCCCCGAAAGGCCAAGUAUGACCGUCAUCGAGUCUUUACUCAUUUUGUCUUUAUACUCCUACUUCCUCAACCGACGCCACUCGGCAUUCAUCCUCGUCGGUAAUGCAAUGCGUCUUGGUUUGACUUUAGGAUUGAAUCAUGAUAUUCCCGAAUGCAACUGCCCAGAUCCUGUCGAGCGCCAACACCGAAUUCGUCUUUGGUGGGCAAUCUAUGUCUUUGAUCGAAUGUAUGGAUCAAAAACAGGCUGGCCGAUUCAAAUCGCCGACGAUGACAUCCAUGUCGAAAUGCCGUCCGAAAUGGCCUGUGAUCCACACGAGGAGCAAUUCUCUGAUACUAAAUUUCUACUCGCCAGUAUCCAACUGGCUCGUAUCACAGGCCAGGUCAUCGAGAAGGUCUAUGGCCGAAAGAAGCAGCCAGACUCAUUUUUGCAGCGAGAGCAAAAGCUGCUCAUCUCAUUGAAAGAAUGGUCGCAAAACCUUCCUCCUCAUCUUCGACUCAACCGAAGCAGCCAUGCCGCGAAGAAUGUAGUAUCGUUGCAUCUUCAAUUUAAUCAGUGCAUCAUGUUGGCGACUCGGCCUAUUUUGCUUUUCACGCUGAUCCAAUCGAGAAAAGACCCAGUACAAGAUUCAAAUGAAUCUGCAAACCCCAAAGAACAAGCCCUCAAGACACUGGGUGACGCAUGCAUUCACGCUGCAAGACAUACACACUCGCUGAUCGUGGAGGAGUGGGCAAACGGCUCCCUUCCAAUCUACGGCUACUUCUACGCACACUACCUUUUCUCUUGCGCACUGAUUAUGGUCAUAUCGAGCCAAAUCAACUCAGAUAAUGAUGGCGACUUCGCCUUGUUCGAAACUGCUUAUGAGAUUCUGCGCAUGAUGCGCGACCACGGAAACCUUGCUGCGACAGAGUUCUAUGACAAUCUAGAAAGCGUGCGAGGGUGUCUGGAUGAGACUCAGGGGCCCACAGCCCGGCACAUAUCCUCAAGUGCUCACCUUCCCAGACAAGGUAAUUCUGGUCCGCUUUCAUUUUUACCUGACCCGGCGCAGCGACCCAGUGAUCCCUCUGUGUCUGACAAUCCAAUUUUGCAUGAUGGUACGGUGCCGGGGAGUCUCACAGACGACAUGAUAUUUUUGGAUCAAAGUAUGGAGGACUUUUUGGCUCAGCCGGAUGUUGAUUUUGGGCCUUUGGAUCCUUCGGGGCUACCUGUUAAUGUUGCGGAUGCGGUGUAUUCGUGGCCGAAUUUCUCGCUUUGGACGGCGUAG
Molecule: messenger RNA, 2031 nt
Organism: Penicillium manginii
Lineage: Eukaryota; Fungi; Ascomycota; Eurotiomycetes; Eurotiales; Aspergillaceae
Exons: 6
Coding region: 1-2031 (676 amino acids)
Biological process (GO): positive regulation of transcription by RNA polymerase II; DNA-templated transcription
Cellular component (GO): nucleus
Molecular function (GO): sequence-specific DNA binding; DNA-binding transcription factor activity, RNA polymerase II-specific; zinc ion binding
Source: RefSeq, a predicted model, not a curated record